AUGGCGCGUGGGUCGAUUAUCGUCGUACUUACCCUCAUUGUGAUCAUCAGCUGCGAGUAUCAAAAUGCGAUGGGAAACAGUAAGGAGAAGAAAACCGCGGCGGCGGAAAAAGAACGAGCGCGGUCUGCAAGCCCCGGGCGGGAACGAGGCUCCUUUCAAAAGCUGUCGAACCUUAUGAACCGAACGGAAGACCGACGUGAGGGUAGACGCAGAGGAAAGAACAACUUCAACAAAAUAUUGCAGCUUAAUCGCAAGCACAAAGCCCAAAAUGAUGACAUGCUAAACGACAAUGAGGGUGCGAUCGCCAUUAACCAGAAAACUGUAUCUGAUAACGAUACGGAUUCACUAUCAGACAAGAUGAAAGUCCUGCGCCGCGAAGGGCCAACUUACGAGGCUGUGAGCAAGUACAACUAUGUGCCCCAAGUGACUGGUGUGUUUUGUAACUUUGAAAUUAACAAUAACUCUCAAGUAGAUAUGUGUAAGUGGCAGUGGAACACUACCGUGUCGAGUCACGGGCUUGGAUUCAAGGUUGUGACGGCGGCAGACGUCGUACAUAUGAAUGAGACGACUAGAGGUCUCAAAUUUUCGGGCCCAAGCACCGACGCGGACGGAAACGUUAGAGGUCACUUCUUAUAUCUGCCAGUGGACCCAACUAUGGAGAACAUGGUAAUUAAAUCACCGCCGUUCCGUGGACUCUCCGAAUUUUGUAAGUUCGAAGCAAGGCUUCAUCAGAGCAAGAUGCAGAACGCGAGCAUAAGGCUGGUGUCGGAGUCUACGAUGUCAGAAGUGCAAUGGAUACUACAAGAAGUUGCAGGAAACAAUUUUGAAAUCUGGUACCCAUUGCGUUUCAUGAUUGGAAAAAUGCAGCAAGAAGUGCGCAUAAUCGUCGAGGUUACGAGGCCCUCGUACGUCAGCCUAGUGCAAAGCUUGCCCCACAUCGCUUUCGACAACAUCCGGAUGGUGGAAUGUCUACCAGAACCCCCAGUCUUCAAUGGAGAAUGUCAGCUUAAACAGCUGAAGUGCACUAUUAUGAAUAAGGAAUCCUGCAUCAAGUUGCAGCAAGUCUGCGAUCUAGUCAAAGACUGCGAUGACGGCAGCGAUGAAAAUCAAAAUUGCGACAAGAUGCCCUAUGGGUCGUACUGCAACUUCGAGCAAGACGCCUGCGGAUUUGUCAACAUACCACAACCGAUUCUAAAAUGGUCCCGCCACAGCGGGCCAACGCCGACCGACAAAACCGGUCCAAAUUACGACCACACCUGCGGUCCUCCCGACCAGUACACUGCCAUCCCAAUCCCUCCUCCCCUGUUCCCUGCCCACAUGAACCAUUCCCUCACCCAGUGCAUCGGGUACUAUUUCUUCGUGAACAUGAAUGUGACCGGCCCCAAUAAGGAGAAGGCGGAUUUUGCGUCGACCGCUGUUAUGCGGUCUGUUAUUUUUAAUCCGCCCCCGAAGGUGCACGGUGAUAUACAUUCGAAGUACUACAACUGUUGUAUGAUAAGAUUCUACUACCAACAAAAUGGCAGGAACUACGGGUCACUGAGCGUGGACGUGGUGGAGAUCACCAACAGGGGAAACCACACCACAUCGCUUUGGUUCUCCACUAAAGACAAGGGCGAGAACUGGUACCGAGCGGCGAUAUUUCUUCCUAACGUUACUAGAAGAUAUUUCCUCGAGUUCAAGACUCGUAUGGGUAUGAGGAUAUAUUCGGACUCUGCUAUCGAUGACUUCUCGAUGGCCCCCGAGUGUUUCGGCCUGAAUAUUGACCCGAAGGAACUCGGGGACUAUAACUAUUAUGAUCAAUCCUUAGAAGAGAAGACCGAUCCUCACCCUGACUUUCUGGAUGUACCCUACUAUCGGUUCACAACGUGCGGUGCCACCGGCCGGUACGGUCCUAAUCAGACAAUGUGUGACAUCGCUUACAACAACACUCCUGUCUCCGUGACCGUCAUAUCGGAGCCCCCCUACCAGGGCAUACAAGUUUGGGAAGUACCUUCAGAAGGGCUUUACACUAUAAUAGCGACGGGCGGGUCCGGCGGGCUGGGGUCCGCGUGGGCGGGCGUGUCGCACGCCGCCCAAGUGCGCGGCCUGUUCGAGCUGCACCGCGGCGAGCUCCUCUACAUGCUCGUCGGACAACAGGGACACAACGCUUGCAAGAAGACACUGUCAGCACAAGAGAGCCAAGAAUGUUCGCGAAGACAUUUGAAUGAGUCCUCGCAGAUUUACACGAGCAAGACACACGAAGUUCGAAACACUGAAGUGAACGACGGCGGUGGUGGGGGAGGGGGAGCUACUUUUAUAUUUAUAUUGGACAAGGCGGGCGCCCCGGUCCCGCUGCUGGUGGCAGGCGGCGGUGGCGGCCUGAGCGUGGGCGCCUUCCGCGACGAUGGCUCGCAGCACGCCAAAGGACUCACGGACGACGCGCCCGAGUCCGGCUACAUGUACGGACCGCCGGGCCGCACCUCCGGAGCGGGCGGCGGGUGGAGCUCGCGCGGCGGGCCGAGCACGCCUGGGCACGAGCUGGUGCGCGGUGCGGCACUGCUGGAGGGUGGCGCGGGCGGCGCGGCGUGCUCAGGCGCGGCGCGCGGUGGCUUCGGUGGCGGCGGCGGCGGCUGCCUGCGCGGCGGUGGCGGCGGCGGCUGGCUCGGUACCAAUCACUCAUUACAAUUGCUUUUUUUAUGUCGUAACAUUGGUUACAAGGCUUUUAGCCAAAAAUUAAACCAAAAAAUAUUAUGCGUGUAA
Molecule: messenger RNA, 2739 nt
Organism: Parnassius apollo (apollo)
Lineage: Eukaryota; Metazoa; Arthropoda; Insecta; Lepidoptera; Papilionidae
Source: the annotation of a GenBank genome assembly